GACGCAGCUCCUUUCACCAUCACACAUGAACAUCAACUCCACCGAUCAACCAACGUCGUAGCAAGCCAAGCCAGAGAGUGUCCUGAGCUAGACGAUCGGGAUGGCAGCAGCAGCCGCCACUGUUCGCCGUGGCUCCGCCAGCAGCAGCGCCUCCGUCUCCCACGCCAUCGUCCUCGCCGUCGUCGUCGUCGCCUGCUCGUCGUUUCCUCCUACCAGCACCGCCGCCAAGGCGGCACCGUGCUCGAGCCAGACCUUCUCGGGCACCGGCGGGGAGCAGCAAUCCUACGCGUCGUGCGCGGACCUGCCGCGCCUCGGGGCCACGCUGCACUACAACUACACGGCCGCCACCAACACCGUGGCCGUCGCGUUCCGGGCGCCGCAGGGCAAGGGCGCCGACGGGUGGGUGGCGUGGGGGAUCAACCCGAGCGGCCGCAGCGGCAUGGUCGGCACGCAGGCCGUGGUCGCGUUCCAGAGCUCCAACGGCAGCCUCGUCGCGUACCCGACGGUGCUCGACAGCUACGCGCCGUCCAUGGCGCCCGCGGCGCCCGGGGACCUGGCGUUCCCGGUGUCGGGCGUGGCGGCCGAGUACGCGGACGGGAAGGAGAUGGUGGUGUACGCGACGCUGGCGCUGCCGGCCGGGAAGGGGAGCAAGUUCACCAACGUGUGGCAGCAGGGGGCUGCGGUGGUCAACGACGUGCCGGCGGUGCACCCCACCACCGGGGACAACAUCCUUUCCACCGCCACCAUCGAUUUCAGCGCUUGAUGUUGGCUUGCGUGUAUCCGGCUGCAUGUUCAUGCAUCAGCAUGCCCCGUUCCUGUCUCUCUCUCUUUCUCUCUCUCACCUAUCCUGCUCGCUACGCUUAUACAAAUAAUUAAUAUCUCUCUGUGUGUUUGUAUAUGUACUUAAAUAUGUCCGUGUACUGUAACGAAAAACUAUCAAUCGUUCCUAAAACUAGAAAAUACUUGUGCGUUGCUGCGGAGAUUUUAUAAAAA
Sorghum bicolor (sorghum) is the source of this 993-nucleotide messenger RNA. Its product is annotated as cytochrome b561 and DOMON domain-containing protein At5g47530. The coding region runs from base 101 to 763 and encodes 220 amino acids. The transcript has a single exon. NCBI's taxonomy places the organism in Eukaryota, Viridiplantae, Streptophyta, Magnoliopsida, Poales, Poaceae. The record is from RefSeq and is a predicted model, not a curated record.